CAAAACAAAGGGAAGUUUGACUCAAGAAAAAAAGCAACACACACACACACACACAACGUGUGUGCACUUUUCUUUUGUAACAGUUGCCGAUCUUGAUUUUUAACUCCUCCCGUCGGGCGCACAGGUCGACAGCAGUAUUACAGCGGUUUGUGACGUCAAGGAAACUGUCGGGCUGGUUGCACAGGAGGUCUAAUUUUAAACGUGACCGCUCGUUACUUUUUCGCCACAUCGUAACAACUGCUGUUGAGUGAACAGUGUUCAGCCGAGGCAUACGAGCAUGGAGGUCAUCUUCAAAGAAGGGAUGCUGUAUCUUCAGGGGGUCAAGUUUGGAAAAAGAACAUGGCGGAAAAUCUGGAUGGUGCUUUUCAAACCCAGCUCCAUGGGUGUGGGUCGGCUGGAAUUCUUUUCCGACAGCGGCUCUUUCGGCGAGCAGUCGAAGGCCGGGCGGCAGAAAACGGCAGAGAGGAAGGUGGUGCGUUUAAGCGACUGUCUCAGCGUGACCCCCGCUGCCAAGGAGUCGUGCCCGGCCUGCUGCACAGCCUUCUACCUGAACACCACGCAGUGCAACUACACCUUCGCCUCCGUGGAGACCCAGGUCUGGAUCGGUGCCCUCUGCGCGCUUGCCUUCCAGAGGGAUCCUGAAGGCUCAGAGAAAGGGGAUUUUGAGGGAGGGAAUGGCCUUACCAUGGAGGACAAUGACCUUUACUCAUCUUGGAAAAGCGAGCCAAGUCUUCCUCCUAACCGGUACAAAGUGAAGAUUAUGAGCACGGAGGCGGCUAAGAGGUGCAAGCUGGCCGGGGAGUACGUGGUGUUCACAGACAGCGAGGCCCUGCAGCUGCUCGCUGUCAACACAGGCGCCGUCGUCUACAGCUGGCCGUACAAGCUCCUGCGGAAGUUCGGCCAGGUGGAGGGGGGAUUCUGCAUUGAGGCGGGGCGCCGCUGCGUUUCGGGAGAGGGGGUGUUCACCUUCUUGACCUCUGCCGGUCCCGAAAUCUUCCAGGCCAUCGUGAGGCAGUGUUCGCUGCAGAAGAAAAGCAGCGUCCAGCCCUCCAGUGUCAGAAAAAGGUUUUCAUUUGACACGUCCUCUCUUGCCCCGCCAGCCCCAGCCGGCCACGUCCCGGCUUACGGUCCCGUGGGGGUCCCCCCCGACACGGAGGACAGUUCCGUCUGCCAAUACUCGACGAUUAAUGUCCCCUCUGAGGGGAGUAUGAAGCACCUGAGCCUCAUCCAGCCUUAUCUCUCCUCGAGCAAGGAGGAGGUGAGAGAGGGGUGCGAGGAGGAAGAGGAGGACGAGGAAGACCGCUGUCAUUCCCUGGAGGCUGCAUAUCAGGAUAGCAACACAGAGGACAGCAUUUAUUACAACUUGAGGAAAAGCGCUCCUUCUUUGACGACAAAAACCGAGCAGGAUGAUUUGCAUUGCGUCUACAGCGUGACCAGACGCCCCCCGCCCUCAAACCUCCCGUAUUCGAACCCUCCUUCAACCCUGGAGCCCUCUUCCAUUAACCUCGCCAAUGCAGAUCCCUUCGCCCCAGCGAGGCCGCCAAGCCUGCAUCUCCCCCCAGCGGAUAACUGUGCAGAGUACGACGCGCAGGAAGAGGACGACAUGAACGACCCGGAGGAGGCCACCGGCUCCGCUGCCUCCGCGGCCCCCGCCGAGGCCCCUGGCAGUUUCAAACACAGGCUGGCAGAAAUCAUUUCUAAGGACCUGGCAAAGUUCCAGCCUCCUCUUCCCUACGGAGCAGGCAGCUCCACCAUUUUUCAGUAGGCUGUUAGUUCACAGACUGACUAAAAAAGAGCAGUUUCCAACAUGAUAAACUGUCACGCGGCAUAAUUAGUUUCUUUACAGCUCUAAAAUCCUUUCCACUGGGAGUCUGCUGUCAGGCUUCUUGUGCUCACAGAUGUUUGGCUGUUUUUUUUUGUUUUUUUGUCGUUGUUUUGUUUUGUUCUGUUUGAAAAAUGUAUUUGGAAAGCACUUUUUGGGGAAUUGCGACGGCAAAAUGGAAGAUAAAUCUCUGUUUUGUGCUUCGCAGUUCAGAUAUUAGACGAGCUUUGUGCGUUUAUACCUUUAAAGUCACUUUGCUUGACCAGAUGAAGCAGAAAGCAGUUGUUGAAAAACACUUUUAUACGAUAUAAGAUACAGUUCCUAAUUCUCUCACAUUUUGUCACAUUACAGCCACAAACCAAGAUCUUAUGUGAUAGACCGCAUAAGCAGCUGUAUCACAAAGCAGUGUAAAAUUGUCAAGAGGAAGGAAAAGUAUACAAGAUUUCUUAUUUUUUAAUAAAUGAAAAGGCAAAAAAGUGUGCAUCGCAUUGAAAUUGAGCCCCCUUUCCACUGAUAACCCUAGAUAAAAUCUAUUGAAACAACUGCAUUUGAUAAGCAGCAGUCAAAAGGCACAGUGUAACUGGAGGAGCUACAGAAAUCCACAAAACCUCAUUAAUGGAGGAAACCAAACAGCAGACGUCACGCUGAAGACACCGUGUGGUGUUGUGGCAGCAUUAUGGUUUAGCGAUGCUUUUCUUUGGCAGGUACGUAGAAGCUGCUCUAACAUGGGAACUAACGAUGGGAAUAUGGAUGAAGCUAAAGGAAAGAUAAUCCUAGAAAAAAAAAACAUGCUAGAUGCUGCCAAAGACUUGAGACUAGGGUGGAAGGUCAUCUCCCACCAAAAAUCUUAAAUAUUUACCCAAAACUACCGUGCAAUUGUUUAGAUCAAAGUAUGUACAUAUGAUAGAACGGCCUAGUCAAAGUCCAGACUGAAACCUAGUAGAGAAUUUGUGGUAAAGAAAAUAGAUGUUCCCAGAUCCAAACUGACCGAGCUGGAGGUAUUUUGCAAA
Molecule: messenger RNA, 2832 nt
Organism: Fundulus heteroclitus (mummichog)
Lineage: Eukaryota; Metazoa; Chordata; Actinopteri; Cyprinodontiformes; Fundulidae
Gene: dok3
Product: docking protein 3
Exons: 5
Coding region: 278-1765 (495 amino acids)
Biological process (GO): positive regulation of MAPK cascade; cell surface receptor protein tyrosine kinase signaling pathway
Cellular component (GO): cytoplasm
Source: RefSeq, a predicted model, not a curated record